This is a messenger RNA of Menidia menidia (Atlantic silverside), 3633 nucleotides long. NCBI's taxonomy places the organism in Eukaryota, Metazoa, Chordata, Actinopteri, Atheriniformes, Atherinopsidae. The record is from the annotation of a GenBank genome assembly.
AUGAGCCCUACCUCUGACACAUCCUCCUGUUUCUAUGGAGACCAAGGAGCCAAUGGAAUGGCCCUGCUGAGGACUGUACUACUAAGAGCAGAUGAGAGGGUGGAGAGAGGGAGCGGGAGAGUGAACGCGAGUGAGCCCCGUGCCGCGCACGCCGUCCCACCACCGAGUCCCACCGACCCAGAACGCAGGAUGGACAAACCCAGCGUGUGGCGCGCCGUGGUCAGCAGCACGGACCCGCGGCGAGCCCGAGACCCCGGGGGCCACCCCAGCAGACCGGGCUCCGCCAUGGGUUACCGGCUCUACGACAUUGUGGAAGGGGAUGGAAGGCCCGGUGAGAGUGGUGCUUCCUUGGAUGGUGGUGCCAGCUAUGGCCAGGGCCCGGUAACCCACGGCUCAGCCAUCAGCCCCGACCGAUUUGACAGCCAGCUCUACAGCCACGGGGUCCAGCCUGGGCCGCAAAGGCCCCGCCGGCCCAAGCUCCAGCAUUCACAGUCCAUCCUCAGAAAGCAGGCCGAGGAGGAGGCCAUCAAGCGCUCCCGCUCGCUUUCCGAGAGCUAUGAACUCUCUGCUGACCUCCAGGAUAAGCAGGUGGAGAUGCUGGAGCGUAAAUAUGGUGGAAGAUUUAUAACUCGCCAUGCGGCACGCACGAUUCAAACAGCCUUCCGCCAGUAUCAGAUGAACAAGAACUUUGAACGUCUGAGGAGUUCCAUGUCAGAGAACCGAAUGUCCCGGCGCAUUGUGCUCUCUAACAUGAGGAUGCAGCUCUCAUUCGAGGGCCCCGAGAAAGUCCACAGUUCAUAUUUUGAAGGGCGGCAGGUUUCCAUGACGGAGGACGGAGCGCCGCUCUCCAUGGUGCAGUCCGAGUGUGGAGACAUCGAGGUCCGCCAACAGGCCAACAUGACAUCUCACCCGGCGCAGCCGGGGGACCUGACGGACGCCAUCACGGAGCUGGAGGACGCCUUCUCCAGGCAGGUCAAGUCCCUGGCCGAGUCCAUAGACGAUGCACUGAACUGCCGCAGCCUUCAGGGGGAUGAGGGUCCCGAUCCCGAAGCCAUUGGCUGCUCUGAGGUCGAGGGCCAGGUCCCCUAUCAGGUGAAGUCCCAUCGCAGGUCGGCUGGACGGAUGCGCGAUGAAACCAUGGCAUCUUACAGCGAUGUCACUUUGUUCAUCGAUGAGGAGGACAUGUCUCCUUCCAUUGCUCUGUCGAGAGGGGACCAGCCGUCCAGCACGGAAUCCGACUUACGCUUAAGGUCGGUCAACUCCUCCCAGGAGUACUGGCCCAUUGACCCCAAGGAUGAGGGUCGUGACACAGACACAAGCUGCCGCAGCACUCCUUCUCUAGAGUGCCAGGAGCAGCGUAUCAGGAUGGACCAUCUCCCUCUGCUGACCAUCGAGCCUCCCAGCGACAGCUCUGCGGAGCUGAGCGACCGGUCCGACCGCAGCUCCGUCAAACGGCCGCCUGCGUACGAGCCCCACGGCCACAUCGUGACCUCGUCCCAGGCCAGCCCCAAGCACAUCUCCCAUGGGCCCCCGCCGAGGGCUCAGUCUCGAGACGACGACGCGCCCCUGCGCCACCGCCACCGCGGGCUGGAGAGCCACCUGGCCAUCAACGGCUCGGCCAACAGACAGAGCAAGUCGGAGUCGGACUUCUCCGACGGGGACAACGACAGCAUCAACAGCACGUCCAACUCAAACGACACCAUAAACUGCAGCUCCGAGUCCUCGUCCAGAGACAGCCUACGAGAGCAGACGCUAAGUAAGCAGACCUACCACAAAGAGACUCGUAACAGCUGGGAUUCGCCCAUCUUCAGUAACGACGUGAUUCGCAAGAGGCACUACCGCAUCGGCCUCAAUCUGUUCAACAAAAAGCCAGAGAAGGGCAUCCAGUACCUGACAGAGAGGGGGUUCAUCCCUGAUACGCCAGUGGGUGUGGCCCACUUCCUGCUUCAAAGGAAGGGGCUCAGCAGGCAGAUGAUCGGAGAAUUUCUUGGCAAUCGACAAAAACAGUUUAACCGAGAUGUAUUGGACUGUGUUGUCGAUGAAAUGGACUUCCAGAGCAUGGAGCUGGACGAGGCCCUCAGGAAGUUUCAGAACCACAUACGUGUCCAGGGUGAAGCUCAGAAGGUGGAGAGGCUCAUUGAAGCAUUCAGCCAGCGCUACUGCAUCUGUAACCCCACAGUGGUGCGGCAGUUUAGGAACCCCGACACCAUCUUCAUCCUAGCCUUUGCCAUCAUCCUCCUCAACACUGACAUGUACAGUCCCAAUGUCAAGCCCGAGAGGAAGAUGAAGCUGGAGGACUUCAUCAAGAAUUUGCGAGGUGUUGAUGACGGGGAAGACAUACCUCGAGAGACCCUGGUUGGCAUCUAUGAGAGGAUUCGCAAGCGAGAGCUUAAAACCAACGAAGACCACGUCUCUCAGGUGCAAAAGGUUGAGAAGCUCAUUGUGGGAAAGAAACCAAUUGGAUCACUCCACCACGGCCUGGGAUGUGUGUUGUCGCUUCCUCAUCGCCGGUUGGUGUGUUACUGUCGCCUGUUUGAAGUGCCAGAUCCCAACAAGCUCCAGAAGCUGGGCCUGCAUCAGCGGGAGAUCUUCCUGUUCAAUGACCUCCUUGUGGUAACCAAGAUUUUCCAGAAGAAAAAGAAUUCCGUCACGUACAGCUUCAGACAGUCCUUCUCUCUGUAUGGGAUGCAAGUCAUGCUGUUUGAAAAUCAGUAUUACCCAAACGGAAUCAGACUCACAUCAGCGAUACCAGGUGCCGACAUCAAAGUGCUCAUCAACUUUAAUGCGCCCAACCCCCAGGAUCGCAAGAAGUUUACAGAUGACUUACGAGAGUCCAUUGCAGAAGUGCAGGAAAUGGAGAAAUACAGAAUAGAGUCUGAGCUGGAGAAGCAGAAGGGGAUGGUGAGGCCCAGCAUGUCGCAGAGUUCCGGUCUGAAGAAAGAAGGCGGAAACGGGAGCAUGAACCGGGCCAGUCUGGACGACAGCUACGCCAUGGGGGAGGGCCUGAAGAGGAGCGCCCUCAGCAGCUCCCUGAGAGACCUCUCUGAAGCAGGCAAGCGGGGGCGUCGCAGCAGUGCAGGAUCACUAGACAGCAAUAUGGAAGGGUCCAUCAUUAGCAGCCCGCACACGCGCCGGAGAGCCACCACACCGCGGGAGGGCGCCAGCCGUGGCCACCCCUCCAUCCCUAACUCCGCAUCGACAUCUAUUCUCGGGUCAUUCUUUGGCAGCAAGCGUGGGAAGCCGCCGUCUCAGAGCCACUCCCCUUUCCCGCCUCCGGGCCACCCCACCCUGAUAUCGCACAAGCCCCACCCGACCAACCUGCACCACACGGCGCAGGCGGUGCACGCAGUGCAGCACCACAGCCACCACUCGCAGUACUGCCAGGUCCCGCAGAACCCCCCGCCCUACCACCACCACCACCACUACCACCCGCCCCCCCACACGCAGUAUCACCAGCACCCGGCCUACGCCGCGCACGGACACCAACACGCCCACUCGCAGCACAGCCACUACGGCCAGCAUCCCCACCACGCCUCGCACUCCCAACACGCGCCCCACCACCACAGUCAGCAGGCGGGUUCGGCGCCCGGCGGGCCCAAACCCAAACACAGUGGCAUCAGCACCGUAGUGUGA